Molecule: messenger RNA, 322 nt
Organism: Talaromyces stipitatus ATCC 10500
Lineage: Eukaryota; Fungi; Ascomycota; Eurotiomycetes; Eurotiales; Trichocomaceae
Exons: 1
Source: RefSeq, a predicted model, not a curated record
GCCUCGGAUCUCCUAUUCCUUCAGAUUUUCUCACCCACAGGAAAGUCUACUCUGAUAGUCAACAUCUAUAACGCCCCAGCAGGCUUCAUCAGAGCAGGUGAAGCCGCGAAAGCUCUCACAACCCUGCCAGAGGCAUAUCUCCCUCAAGCAACAAUACUUGCAGGCAAUCUCAACCUACUACACAAUAGAUGGCAGCCCUCGCUACAUCGCAGCCCCACACCUUUCGCAGAGCUAUUUAUUAACUGGCUAGAUCUCCAGGGUCUAGUACUCAUUUCCGACAUAGACUGUCCCACACAUGAAAGGGGUAACGUGUUAGACCUCA